ACACAGAGCAACCCUACACAGAGCAACCUCACACAGAGCAACGGGUACGCUGCUUCUGACGGGGUCUACGCUGCGUCUUAUGGUGUAGCUGCUCUGACGGCGGUGUCCCAGUUAGAACUGGUUCUGAGCGAGGAGCUGACGCCCCCUGUCGGAGAGCUCCGCCAGAGGAGAGCCGCUGUCGGUGAGGGACCGCCGGGCUUCGGAGGGGAGGGCGGGGGCAGACCGACGGCCAGAAGGCAGCAGGGAGGAUCCAGCUGUGCGGGAGGGGGGCUCGGUUCUGAGGAUCCUGGAGAUCCCAGCCUGAGGGGAUGGACUGCAGAACAGGAAGCCUGUUCCCCCCCCAGUGUUUCCUCCCCCCCAGCUGCCCCUCUUUCUCUCACCCUCUUCCAUUUUCUCUCUCCACCCUCCCUUCCUCUCUGCCUGACCUCCCUGUCUCACCCCUCACCCCCCCUUCCUCUCCUCUCUCCCAUUGCACUCCUUCCACUCUCUUGCACCGACUCCCCCUCCUCUUCCUCGUCCUCUCUCACACAUGCCCUCCCCCUCUCCACUCUCCCUCCCUCCCCCUCUCCAGUCUCCCUCCCUCCCCCUUGCUGCAGACAUAUUGUAGGGGCUGCUGGUUCCUCAAUAGGAGGCGCCAUUCUGUGAUGGCAUCGCCAGGAAGGGAGGAAAAGAGGCCAGAGGAGAGUCGGCUGCUUACAUAAGAGGAGUCCUCUGCAGCGCCUCCUAACGUGGAAGGAGGAGUCCUCUGCAGCGCCUCCUAACGUGGAAGGAGGAGUCCUCUGCAGCGCCUCCUAACAUUCAAGGAGGAGCGGAGGAGGAAUAAGGCAGGAUGGGGAGGCGGCUGCAGGUCCUGGUUACCUGUUCACUGUUGGUGCUCAGCUUCAUGUUGAUUUGUCAUUGUGAAUGGUGACCUUUGACCCCUGGUCACAUAUCGUGUUGACUUGUGAAGCAAAGCCAGCGCUGGAUGAGGGACCUGAACUGAACUUUUUACCGAUAAAACGGUGAAAGUAGAUUCAUUAACGAAGGUGAAGCUGUGAUUUAUGGUUCGGAGGCGUCUCUAACUGAAACACCAACUGCUGCCGUUCUCAUUCAUCAGGUGUAAACAUCUGAUCAUUGCAACAAAUGAA
Messenger RNA from Cyprinodon tularosa, 1127 nucleotides. RefSeq lists its product as uncharacterized. The transcript is spliced from 5 exons. The record is from RefSeq and is a predicted model, not a curated record. Lineage: Eukaryota; Metazoa; Chordata; Actinopteri; Cyprinodontiformes; Cyprinodontidae. The annotation marks the transcript as partial.